Molecule: messenger RNA, 3090 nt
Organism: Varanus komodoensis (Komodo dragon)
Lineage: Eukaryota; Metazoa; Chordata; Lepidosauria; Squamata; Varanidae
Gene: PPP1R15A
Product: protein phosphatase 1 regulatory subunit 15A
Exons: 3
Coding region: 205-1860 (551 amino acids)
Biological process (GO): response to endoplasmic reticulum stress
Cellular component (GO): protein phosphatase type 1 complex; endoplasmic reticulum
Molecular function (GO): protein phosphatase regulator activity
Source: RefSeq, a predicted model, not a curated record
CCAUCAAAACAUUCCAGGCACAGAAGACAACGAGCAAGAAUUGCGGCCGGUUCCUCGCGAUAGGGAGACAUGGACCUUGCGGAGACCCCCAGCGACUCUUUUGCUAGGCCCGCCGUGCGAGUGCUGACCCGCGCCAACCCCACCGCUACUUGCUGGAGCGAGUUUGUUACUGGCUAGGAUUCUCCACCGCCAGUAAGGUCUAAAAUGCCUCCGAGCGUCAUGUCAAUCCCAUGGACCUCACACCCCCAAAACACAAAUACAUCGUUUGGUUGCUGUUAUCCCUUUGGACUCAGGAUGGCUAAAAUUCUACCUCCAGAACUGAGCCCACCCAGACCACCUGGGAAGUUCAGCAUUACAGCCAUGCUUCUUAGACGAGCAACCAUGCUAGCUAUGGACUGGCUGAAGAAAUAUUUGCAUUUCAUGCAGAAUUUCCCUGCCAGACUGAUGGGGGCCAUAUUGAGGGGCAUUGCCAGCAGGGCAAUGUCCAUCUUGGAGAAGGCUGCAAGACUCUUAAGAGAGAGGGAAGAAAUGGGAAGAGCGGGAGGCAAAAUGGAGAAACAGAACCUGGAAGGUAGUCAUCUUCAGUACCUGGUCCAGGGUCAUUUUGAAAGUUUCACACUAGAAAGUUUGGUUCAGGAUGGAUAUUUAGGAAAGGGCCUGAAUCAGCUUUCGAUUGGUUCCAGCAGUUCCAAAGUGGACAUGAUGCACUUGGAAAAGGAAGGCAUAUCUGAGCUGUGUUUGAGGAGUCCUUCCAUUGGUUUUGAAUUUAGGAAUGAUUGGGAAGAUUUUUCAGAAGAUGAUGACGAAGAUAGCGUGGGACUUGAGGACAUGGAAAGUUCUGGGGAUUUCUCUCAGGGAUGCUGGGAAGAUUUUUACCAUCCCCAGAUAUUUCCAAAAGGUGACUCUUUUGGAAAUGGCCUGAAUGAAUACUGCAGCAACAUUGAAGAAUUAAACACAUCUGAGGGGGCUCUGUGGCAGAGUAUGGAAUGUACCUUUGUUUCCCUGGAAUAUGAGGGUGGCUUGAAAGCUAGCAGGGAUUUGUCAGUGCAUGAAGACCAAAGUUUAGAAGAUACACUUGAUUCUUCAGAGGAUGGAGAACAGUUAGAAAUGAAUAGGAAUCAUAGAGAUAAGGGAGCUGUCAACUCAGGAUCCCCCAACAGUUUCAAAAGCCCCCUUAUCUUGUCCUUGUUCUACAGUCCAUCAGAGGAAGAGGAGAACGAAGAGGACGAUUCAGAGGAUUGGUGGAGCGAGGAUGAAAUUGAAGACAGUGAUCAGUUUAGAACCGCUUUAGAUAGUAGUAAUUCAGGAAAUGGGGAUAAAGAUUUGGAAAGGGACAGCAAUUCUCUGGAGGACUUCUGUGGGUCUUUCUUCACCAAGGAUGAUCCUUUCCAUCCACUCUGUUUUUCCAAGCCUAUUCAGGCCCCCAAGCCAAAAUAUGAUGCACCAAAGCAGUCAUGGCCCCUGGAGGACCCAAGAGCUAACCAUAGCUGUCCAGCUCACAAAUGCAGUCAGCCGAGUUCUGCUGAAAAUGGCAAACCUGUUUCUGCAGAAACAGUGGGUUCCCAGGAGGAAAACCCAGUGAUUAAGAAGGUCCGAUUCUCUCCUGUAAUCACUGUCCACCACUUGCCGGUUUGGGAUAACGCCUCCCAGGCCGCUCGGAAAGGCCCCUGGGAGGAAAUGGCUCGUGACCGCUGCCGUUUUCGCAGGAGAAUUGCUGAAGUGGGAGCCAUCCUGGAACCUUGUCUGGACAGGGAACACCAGGCCAGAAUGUGGAGGAAGAUCCACGGCCUUCCGCUGGCUCCAGAAGAGGAAGAUGGGACCAUCAACACACCCUUCCUUUCCAGGUCUUCUCACGCAUAGUAGCUGGAUCUUGAAAGCUGGGAAUAAAAUGACUGCCCGAGAUGAUGGAAAUAGGUCUCAGAGGACUCUUGAGAAUUUGCCACGUGCAUGAGAGUUUAAAGCUUUCAAACUUUAUGCAUGAGAGUUUAAGGUUCCAGAAUGUUUUCAGACUGGCACGCUGAGCGUGUCCAAAGAGGGGGUGCAAAAUGUUACUUUUGCCCCUCUUCUUUGAAUCAUGUAGCUGUAUGUACAAACACAGAUGUGUCUAUCCAACACCCUCUAAAUGUGUUGGACUACAAUUCCCAUUGUCCCACUGCCAGCAGGGUGGAAUGUGUAGCCCAACAUAGCUGCAGGGUGCCCACUCAGGGAAAUUCUAGCCCACAGCCUACCCCUAGUAAAACUGCUUCCUUCUAGUACAGUGCAGUGAAAUUAAACAGCAAGCUCUGGGGAUGGGCUCCCUGAUGGAGUGUCCUUCAGUGGGCUAGGACCUGAGGCUGGGCGGAUACGGCUAGGAGCAAGCAGUUCUGGCUCCCAGUUUUUGAAAUAAUAAUGAUAGUAAAGUAGUUUUUGAAAUAAAUGCACUGAUGCUAAGCCUCUACUACUACACCAGUCGAUUCCUUGUUUGGAAAGAUUUUACACAUAAUUAUGAAUUGUGAUGAUGUGGAGGAGGGGUUUUAUUUGCUGGAUUUUUAAAUACAAUGCUUUCGUUACUGCGAGUGCAUUUCAUAGGCCUUGCACUUGAUUGCAAUAGCCCAGAGUAGCAGAACUUUAAUAUAUGAAUUGUACAGGCAGGGGAAAAAGGAGGGUGUUCAGACCUGCCAAGAAAUUCUGUAGCUGAAUGAAUCCUUGAGAGCCAGCUCUGAAGCCUCCUGUAUGUCAGUGGUGGGCAGAAGGGAGCCUUCCGGAUACUUGGACUUGAGCUCCUUGGCUGCAGCUUUGGGGGCUCUACCUUCAGCCCACCCCUGCUGUCUCCAGUGGCCUUCCAUGUGCCUGUCUUGAUUUCAGUAGGGUGCUGAAUGCCCAGAACCCUGCUCAGUUCCCCCAUAAAUACGGGCGUGCUUUUUGUUUUUACUAGAUACUGUGUCUCUUAGACCAGGUCUUUGGUAGCUUAUACAAUUUUUUCCUGUUUAAAAGCAUGUAUUAAAGUAUUGUUGCGUGCAUUCUUGGGCUGGACUUUCCUGUGAACUCAUUAAUUAUUGUGCUGUAUUGUAAUAGUUGUAAUUUGUAUUUUUAAAGAAGUAUCUUCCCUUA